ACAUUUGGGAGGCUCCGGGCGGUGAGGAGGAAGUGGACCCGCCAUUUUCUUGCAAGCCUCCGGUCCAUUUAAACCCAGCAGUGGGAGGUGACAGGGAAGACUAGAGGCAGACACAAGGGGAGGAGGGAGAGUAAAGUGAGUGAGUGAGAGAGAGAGAGAGAGAGAGAGAGAGUGUGUGUGAGAGUGUAUGUGUGUGUAAGAGUGGAAGUGGAAAUACAGGGAAGUGGUGGAGAGAGAGGGGACCUACAAACAAAUCAAGAUACAUUCUUUUUAUAAGCAUACUCAUCUGUCAGAAAUAUUGAAAGCACUGAGACUUUAUUCCUAUUGCCGUGAUUGGACCAGCCACUGAGGAUAUUUACAGUUGUGUUUUUUGAUUUUUUUUGUUUUGUUUUUUGGCGAGGGGGAUGUCAUUUUGCUCUGCCCUGAAUACAGUCAGUUUUUUCUUACUGGUGAUUUCUGCUUGGGGGGGAGAGGGGGGGAAAACUGUCCGAAUAGAACCGUUGGACCCCCCCAGUGGAAUCUUGAAAAUAUUGAGGACAAAAAAAGACAUAUUCCAUAUUUAAUCCCUUUAAUUAAAAGACGAAGAUGUCUGGCCAAAGCAUUACAGACAGGAUAACCGCGGCUCAACAUAGUGUUACCGGGUCUGCUGUCUCCAAAACUGUGUGCAAGGCCACCACACACGAAAUUAUGGGACCUAAAAAGAAACACUUGGAUUACUUGAUCCAGUGUACAAAUGAAAUGAAUGUAAACAUCCCACAACUGGCUGACACACUUUUUGAAAGAACUACAAAUAGCAGCUGGGUAGUGGUGUUCAAAGCUCUGAUCACAACACACCAUCUGAUGGUUUAUGGUAAUGAGCGAUUUAUCCAGUAUCUGGCAUCAAGAAAUACAUUGUUCAACUUGAGCAAUUUUUUGGACAAGAGUGGUCUUCAAGCAUAUGACAUGUCAACCUUUAUAAGACGAUACAGCAGAUAUCUGAAUGAAAAGGCAGUUUCAUACAGACAAGUUGCUUUUGACUUCACAAAAGUUAAAAGAGGAGCUGAUGGUGUAAUGAGAACUAUGAACACAGAAAAGCUUCUUAAAACUAUACCAAUAAUUCAAAAUCAAAUGGAUGCUCUUCUUGAUUUUAAUGUUAAUGCCAAUGAGCUGACAAAUGGUGUGAUCAAUGCUGCCUUCAUGCUGCUUUUCAAAGAUGCCAUUAGACUGUUUGCAGCUUACAAUGAGGGAAUCAUUAACCUUCUUGAAAAAUACUUUGAUAUGAAGAAAAACCAGUGCAAAGAGGGGCUUGAUAUUUAUAAAAAAUUCCUCACAAGAAUGACCAGGAUCUCUGAAUUCCUCAAAGUUGCAGAAUGGGGAAUUGAUCGAGGAGAUAUUCCUGACCUUUCUCAGGCACCUAGCAGCCUUCUUGAAGCUUUAGAACAAACACUUGCUUCAUUAGAAGGCAAAAAAGUCAAAAGAUCAACAGCUGCAAGCAGGGCUAGCACUCUAUCAAAUGCUGUUUCAUCUCUUGCUAAUACUGGCAUAUCUUUCACCAAAGUGGAUGAAAGGGAAAAGCAAGCUGCACUGGAGGAAGAACAAGCUCGUCUUAAAGCAUUGAAGGAACAGCGGAUAAAGGAACUCUCUAAGAAGCCUACACCUUCCUCUGCAACAACAGCGGCCUCUCCUGUUUCCACCACUGGGGGAGCUAUUAAUACUGUUCCAGCUAUUGACCUUUUUUCAACCCCUAGCUCCACAAACAGCACAUCAAAGCUGCCAAAUGACUUGCUUGAUUUGCAGCCAACAUUUCAGACAUCAGUCCAUCCCAUUUCAACUGCGCUCCCAGUAGUUAGUACAUGGGGCGAUCCUUUCACUUCUUCUGAGGCUGUUGAUGACUCAGUUCCAAAUCUAAACCCUUUCCUUUCAAAACCUGUUGUUGAUGCUGUCCAUCUACCUGUUGUCUCGUCUGAUGCAACUAGUUUUUCUUCUAGAACACCCAGUCAUGAAGUGUUUGGUGAUCAGUUCAAUCCAUUUAUUGAUUCAAGCUCAUCUGUUGCAACAAAUUAUGAACACACAGUUCGGAUAGAGCUGUUUACCUCAGACUCCUUCUGUGGCCCAACUACUUAUCCUAAUGCUUCCCUCUUUCAAACUGAACCCUCUGCCGUAGCUGGUCUAUUUGGAGGGUUUACUUCAGCUUCACAACCGCAGACAUCGGCAAGCCUUAUUGUUGAUUUUGAUUCAGUGUUUGGCAAUACAUCUUCAUCAGCUAACGACAUAGACACAGCUGGUGGAAUUUUGAAACCAUCAGUGGCCUCUCAAAACCAGACUCUGCCAAUGUCCAAACAACAGCCUAGCAAACUGGUGUCAGAUGAUCUGGACUCCUCACUAGCAAACCUCGUAGGCAAUCUGGGAAUUGGGAAUGGCACAACAAAAAAUGACAUACAUUGGAGUCAGCCUGGUGAGAAAAAGUUAACAGGGGGGACUAACUGGCAACCAAAGAUUGCACCCACCACAACCUGGAACCCUGCCACCAUGGCGCCUUCUGUUAUGGCCUUUCCUGCAACAACACCAACUGGAAUGAUGGGAUAUGUAAUGCCACCUCAAGUUGGAGCCAUGCCAAUGAUGACACAACCCACUAUGAUGUACACCCAGCCUGUCAUGAGGCCACCCAAUCCUUUUGGACCCGUGCCUGGUGCACAGCUCUCUGCAGCUUCUAGUCCUUCCAGUCAGAGUCCUCUCCGAGCUCCAGGAAAGGAUCCCUUUGCAGAGCUUUCUCUCAAGGAUUUCUUAUAGAACAUCUUUAGAUGCAGUUUAUGUAGUCUGAAGAAAUCAAUCCAUUCUGAAAGAGUGAUACUGCACAACAGUGAAGUCACCUUUGCCGUUUGUACUCUUCAGUGACAAUUCCAGUUUUAAGUAUGGACACACUAAGGAUAACAGGAGUGAUAACGUGGGGUGAGGGUGGGGGUGGGUAGGCGGGAAUAGUGGCCUGGAUAUAAACCUUGUCAUUUUUUUUAUUGUGUCUAAAACAGUAGCUAUAAGCUACUGUUACUGCCCGUACCUGGCGACACUUGUACUCUGCAACUUCUGUAAAGAUAGAAAUGAGUGCCGAAAAAAGGACUUAGGUAUUUGCUGUCAUUUAUAAGAAAUGUCUUGGGUGUAACGUUAAGCUGUUCUUUUCUUUGCAAGGGGAAUCAUUUUAACACUUGAUCUACCCAUAAAAAUGCAGAACUUAAACUGUCACAAAUGAGAUGCUCAUUACAUUUACCAUUAUGAUUUCUUUUUUAUUUGAUUUAAACAAAAAAAAACUUUUUUUACUGUAUUAAGUUUGCAUUAGACAUUCCUUGUGUAUUAUUGUUUGUAUUUAUUUAUGAUUAUCAGAUACAAUGUUUAAAAAAAAAAAAAAAAAAAAAUCAUCUUCAGAAAACGUCCUCAUGAGUGAUUCCGGAUUAUGCUUGUAAGUGACUGAUUGAAUCUUUGGGAGCGAUUGAUUCUUAAAAGGACUGAACACCUCUAAACGAACUGUUUGAGCACUAAAUAUCUUCGAAAGCAGUUUGAAUGACGUCUAUUACAACUCUUUGUAGCUCAGAAUCUCACAGCCCUGCCUAUGUAAUGGGAUAUAAGGAAAACUAUAUGAUUUAUUAAUCCACAUAGUCAAUUCUGUGCCUAGGAUUUUGCAAGGGAACAUCUAACUGACUAGCAAAGCACUACAUUUGUAAUUCAGCAGUAUUGCAUUGGGAAGGAUCUGUAUUGCUUUAUGCUUGGCAUGUCAUUAUUUUACAUUGACGAUUUUACGGCUGCCUUUCCAAACUGAAUGUAAGAGUUGCCUUCAUGUUACAACUAUCCUUCAGUUUACUUGCACUUCAGCAGUCAGAACAUUAUGAAAUAUUAGACAUUGACAUAUUUUCUAUAGUUGGCAUCUUUAAAUAAUGAAAUUAAAAUCAUAAGGGAAAAUACAUUUUCUUUGUAAAUUUUUUUAGUAACAGGGUACAGGUAAAUAGAAGGCUCAGCACUGUUGAUCGGUGCUUUGUGUAUAUAUAUCAAAACCUUGUCGAUCUGAGGGACGUGAAGGAUAGUCUGAAAAAUGAAGGCAGUUCUCUUCAUUAAUUUACCAUAUUUGCUGCAUUGUCCUUGCAGAUUCUAUUUUUGUUUAUUAAAAACAAAACUGUAUGUAAGCGGAAAUGGGUUGAUUUUCAAAUAAAGUGCUGCUUCCACAAAAAAAAAAA
This is a messenger RNA of Erpetoichthys calabaricus (reedfish), 4199 nucleotides long. It is a transcript of the gene picalma, whose product is annotated as phosphatidylinositol binding clathrin assembly protein a. Gene Ontology annotation, cellular component: synaptic vesicle; extrinsic component of presynaptic endocytic zone membrane; clathrin-coated pit. The record is from RefSeq and is a predicted model, not a curated record. Lineage: Eukaryota; Metazoa; Chordata; Cladistia; Polypteriformes; Polypteridae. Gene Ontology annotation, biological process: clathrin coat assembly; clathrin-dependent endocytosis; synaptic vesicle budding from presynaptic endocytic zone membrane. Gene Ontology annotation, molecular function: clathrin heavy chain binding; 1-phosphatidylinositol binding; SNARE binding.